AUGUCGGAUUGCCACGAAGAGGAGCGAUGCGUCUCAGUGGGGCGCAUUCGCCACCAUCGCAAGCGUCUACGCUCCCCCCCCCCCUCCAUGGCCAGCUCCGACGAUGCGAGGAACAAGUUCUACGAGAACCUACACCAACUUCUGGCGACUGUGGCGAAGGCGGAUGAAUUUACUGUCCUUGGUGACUUCAGUCCCCGCGUCGGCAAGGACCAUGCUGCCUGGAUUCCCACGGUCUCGGCGGCUCCAAUGCCAAGGCCUGUUCCUUCUACGAACCUGUGCAGAACGCCGCCUCAUUCUGACCAACAUUAUUCCUUCUUUUUCCGAUGCAGGAGAACUUGAUGUGGAUGCUCCCAAGGUCGCGAUACUGGCACCUGCAGAAAAAUCUAUUCGUCAGGAGGCGGGACCAGCAAGACGUGCUGGUGACGAAGACGAUCUCUGA
This is a messenger RNA of Spirometra erinaceieuropaei, 439 nucleotides long. Lineage: Eukaryota; Metazoa; Platyhelminthes; Cestoda; Diphyllobothriidea; Diphyllobothriidae. The record is from the annotation of a GenBank genome assembly.